Messenger RNA from Pocillopora verrucosa, 1501 nucleotides. Its product is annotated as adenosine receptor A3-like. Lineage: Eukaryota; Metazoa; Cnidaria; Anthozoa; Scleractinia; Pocilloporidae. Gene Ontology annotation, biological process: G protein-coupled receptor signaling pathway. Gene Ontology annotation, cellular component: plasma membrane. The record is from RefSeq and is a predicted model, not a curated record. Gene Ontology annotation, molecular function: G protein-coupled receptor activity.
GCCAACUGUGCGGUACUACGGUUUUGAACACAAAAGUUAGAUGAAUAACACAACUCAUGUACAACGACCACCUCUGCCACCGGAGUUGGCGUCUCUCGUGAACACUGUAGAUCUUGCACAUUUGAUAUCUGGAAUCUAUAUUUCGAUUAUCGCUGUCCUUACGAUAAAUGGAAAUGGUCUGCUUCUCUUGGCUAUCAUCAAAGACCCUUUCAGGUCGUUCCGAACACCCACAACUCUCUUUGUGGUGGGUCUUGCAGUGGCGGAUGUCCUCACUGGUGCCGUUGUGGAACCUUUGACAGCUUAUAUUUAUAUUGGACAUUACCUUAAAUUUCAUCUUAAUCCAGACAAAAGGAAAGCAGUUAUGGACUUUGCACAUUUUACCUCGCACAUAUCCUUUGUUACCAUGAACGCAUCUUUCCUGAUUUUACUGGCCUUAACGUUUUGUCAGUAUGUGGCCAUAUCGUUUCCGCACAAGCACCGCUCCAUUGUCAACCACAGAAACGUAAUGACUGCUUUGAUUGUUAUAGUGAUAUAUUCAGUUUUGUUCUCGCUUCUUCCUGAGUAUAACGUCCCUCUUAGAUUGAAGUUGGAAAUAGAUGUGCUUUUAAACACCAAUGCCAUUGCCCUCGUACUACUCUUGAGCUAUGGACUUCUCUACCGAGCUUACCAUUUACAUCUUAGCCGUGUGAGCUCACUGGACGAAAACCAGGCCGCACGGGCUCGUAGGAGAGAGCAAGAACGCGAGUUUACCGCGGCUAAUUUACUUUUGGUUUCAUUUUUUCUUGUAUUUACUCUACCUUCAAUGAUUCUUUGGAACCUCAGGCUCUAUAAGUAUUACGAUACUCGUUCUCUACCUUUCGAUCAGCAGUUGAGACUGUCACUCGCAACCGCGCUUGCUUUUGAUGUUCUUGUCAUGAAGUUUGCUCUUGAUCCAUGCAUUUAUGCAUGGAGAUUGUCCAAAUACCGCCAUGCCAUCAAAAAAAUUAUCAAGUGUGGUCAAGAUGUUUCUGAGAUCGAUGCAAGCAUUCCGACGAACACAACUUCACUCGCAAGUUCAAGACACGCCGGAGUAGAUGGAAAAAAGGGUCAAGAGCGGGGUCGGUCGGGUUCUACAGCUUUUCCUCUUAAUUUGCCCCAUCAGUCAAUGGCAGAACCCGAGUUUUAAACCACUCAGCUGAGUGGACUUGUGAAAAAGAGAGGCAUAAGACAACUUUAAACAAGGAAAGGACCCAGCUGAUUGGACUUAAGCUGAUUGAUCAAGUUAAGCGGUCACCUCUAUGAAGUGGUUGCAGUCAUCCUUAACUAAGUCAUAACGAUUUGUUUUUAUCGUCCUCCACCUGUAUUAAAACGGUUACUGAAAGCGAGAACACUCAAGAAUAAUAUUCCAAGUAAUUUUCAAUCUAUGUUUCUCCCCCGGAAUCAAAGUAAGCGAGAUUCCGCACAAAAUAAGUGGUCAAUUAUGGAAUAAAGUGGAGUUUUUCAUCGGGGUCUUUUUUUUUGU